AUGUCAUCCCAAUAUUCUGCUGCUUUCUCUCGUGCCAUGUCCCCCUCCCUGGACGCACUCACCCAGGCCGUCGUCAACAACACCGUCUUCGGCGUCAACGAUGAAGCAGGCCGCCAAAACGCUCUCAUCGACGAGCUGGCCACUGUGGUCAUCAAGAAAAUAGCUGAGUGCCGCUCCGUUGAUCAAAUAAUAGACUGCGUCUUUUUUGACUAUCGCGCUGCCCUUAGGGAGUUUCUCCUCAACCUCGCAUCGUGGUGCGACAAGAGGGAAACAGUCAGGGCUAGCCUUGAGCGCCUUGAACUUGCCGCGAUUAACGACGGCGCCAUUCAGGCGAAAAAGGACGAACUGGCCUUUUGGGAGGAUAAAUGCGCACUCGCUUCUUGCUAUGAAGCUGCUGCGGUCAUCGUUAAGACAACUUACGAAGACCGCAAGUCCAGCUAUAAGCUCCCCGUUUUCUCUACAGACAACAAGGGAGUUCGUCGCAUAGCAGAGUGGGUAACGUCGCCGCAAAAGAAAGCCGAGUGCAGUGCGCUGCAAACUAUACUGCCGGCUAUCUUUUCUCAUAUCAAACAAAUUGUCAAAUUGCGCCACCGCGCUUUGGCAAUUAAGAUUGAGAAAAAGCGGUCGACCGCGGCUACAGCCGAUGUCGAGAUGGCCGACGCGACCAAACCAGGUCCGUCGAUUCAAUCCCUUAUUGAUAAGGGCUUGAAUGCACGUCUUAAGAAGCUCAACCUUGGAUAUACUUCGUCUGGCCAGAGUUCGUCCAAGGCUCCUCAACCUCAGGCCAAGAAAACUGGCCCUUCGAAACCCAAGUCGUCGUCGACGCCUUCGCAACGCAAGCCUCAAACCAAGGCUUCCAACAAGGUCGACAACAAGAAGAAAGGGAAGGGGAGAGCUCCCGUCAAGAACAACAAUCCAAAGGGAAAGGGAAAGGCAAGAGCCUAA
Molecule: messenger RNA, 945 nt
Organism: Psilocybe cubensis
Lineage: Eukaryota; Fungi; Basidiomycota; Agaricomycetes; Agaricales; Agrocybaceae
Exons: 3
Coding region: 1-945 (314 amino acids)
Source: RefSeq, a predicted model, not a curated record